UUCCAGCCUCAGCACUGACCUCCUGCUGCCCAGGAAGGGGGAGUCAAGAGAAGGGAGGGUCAGGAUUGGCCUGAUGUCACUCAGCCCUAUUUAAAGCCUCCUUUAGGCUCCUGCAGACAGCAUGGAUGCAGCUGGGGGAAUGAGUUGUGGGUUUUUUUUUUCUUUUUCCCUUUAAAGACCAACACAGACACAGCUGUUGAGCAAAAUGCCGCCUCUACAGAAAAACCCAAGCCUCAGACCCUUCAAGCAGAGGAAGAGCCUAGCAACCAGACAAGAGGAAGUUGCUGGAAUCCGGGCAAAGUUCCCAAACAAGAUCCCGGUGAUAGUGGAGCGCUACCCCAGAGAGAAGCUCCUGCCCCUGCUGGACAAAACCAAGUUCUUGGUUCCUCAGGAGCUGACCAUGACCCAGUUUCUCAGCAUCAUACGGAGCCGCAUGGUCCUGAGGGCCACCGAAGCCUUUUACCUCCUGGUGGACAACAAGAGCUUGGUCAGCAUGAGCAUGACCAUGGCAGAGAUCUAUCGGGACUACAAGGACAAGGACGGCUUUGUCUACAUGACCUAUGCCUCCCAGGAGAUGUUUGGCUGCUUGGAGUUAGCAGUUCCCAGCAGUGGGAGCAGCCAUGGGAACAGACCUGAAAUCCCAUUCACCCCAUGUCAAGAGAAACUUGUCCUCUGAUGGAUGCAUCAGACACUGUCAGAGGCACUGUUCUUGUGUGUAUGUUGGAGGGGAUUGGGAAGCAGGGAUACAUGGGGUGAUCGGCUCCACCCAAUGACUGCAAAGCUGUGGCCCUCCCUGGCUCACAUUCUUUGUGCUUUCCGUUCUUACUUUAAGAAAAAUGUGAGCUGCUUUUGCAAGUUUUGUAAAUAGUCACUUUCUUCUAAAUACGAAAUGAUGAGCUGUGCAACGGUUUUGUGACAUGAGCUGGGCAUGUAUCUUAAGUGUUCCCUGUGGCAGAGGUGGGCAGGCCCUUGAGGAGUUAUUUUACCCCCUACCUGUGGGCAGCUGUAGAGCAGCUCUGGCCUAUGGAGCCAGGUGAAGUCAGAGGGAACUAUGGCAAGCUCACCUGGGAGUGCCCUGACCUGUGUCUUCUGAGAGAUUAUUCUAUUUCCUUGGCAUUUACUCUAUGUGGUUAUUUGUUUUUAUUUCCUUUUUGUUAAGCUAUGCUACACAUUUAUGCCAAAGUUGAAAUUUCUCAAUAUAAAGUCAUUUAAACAAUUUA
Messenger RNA from Oryctolagus cuniculus (rabbit), 1220 nucleotides. Its product is annotated as microtubule-associated protein 1 light chain 3 gamma. The record is from RefSeq and is a predicted model, not a curated record. Lineage: Eukaryota; Metazoa; Chordata; Mammalia; Lagomorpha; Leporidae. Gene Ontology annotation, biological process: autophagy.